CAGAUAUAGAGAUAAUAAACAAAGCUACACCCUAUACCCUACACACAACUCAACUCUCACACUCUCAAAACCCCUUUUCCUUUUCUUCAUUCACUCUCAUGGUUUGUCGGGCAAUCAACUCCACUUUUUAAUCCCUUCUUCCUCUCGCCGGAGCAACAGUCGCCGGAAUCCACGUCACCUGUAUUAUAUCUACAUCUGUAUAUUCUUCUUAUUUCUUAAUUUAUCUCAUUCAUUGCUGGAACGAACUUGUGGACUAUUGUUAUCUUCUCUGCUUUUUAUGCUGUCUUGUAUCUCGUGCUCAUUUGCAUCUAUUGUGACGUAUAACUGAAGAUCUCGAGCUCAUUUGAAGAAACCAAAAGUUCCAGAAAGAGAGAGAGAGAGAGAUGUACGUGGUCCCACCUCCGAAGCAUUCGGAUCCUCUUUCCGGAUCCACAAAAGGUCCGGAUAGCUUGAGAGUUUACCAGACGUGGAAAGGAAGCAAUAUAUUUUUCCUUGAGGGUAGGUUUGUAUUCGGACCUGAUGUAAGAUCACUGGUGCUGACCAUAUUCCUCGUGGUAGCUCCUGUUUCAGUUUUUUGUGUUUUUGUUGCAAGAAAACUAAUAUUUGAUUUCGAGGACCACUGGGGGAUGUCAGUUAUGGCUGUGGCUAUUUUAUUCACAAUUCAUGUCCUAGUACUUCUACUCUUAACCUCCGGGCGGGACCCAGGCAUCAUUCCACGUAAUGCACACCCCCCAGAACCAGAAGCGUUUGAUGGUAAUAAUGAAGGUAGUGCCCAAACCCCACAAUUACGGCUACCUCGUAUCAAGGAAGUUGAAGUUAAUGGGAUAACCGUAAAAAUCAAAUAUUGUGAUACCUGCAUGCUUUAUAGACCUCCCCGUUGCUCACACUGUUCUAUCUGCAACAACUGUGUUGAACGAUUCGAUCACCAUUGCCCUUGGGUCGGCCAAUGUAUAGGCCUGAGGAAUUAUCGAUUCUUCUUCAUGUUUGUGUUCUCCACGACUCUGCUUUGUAUAUAUGUUUUUAGUUUCUGCUGGAUUUACAUAAAAAAGAUUAUGGAUUCAGAGGACAUAACGUUGUGGAAAGCAAUGCUUAAGACUCCUGCAUCCAUUGGGUUAAUUGUCUACACCUUCAUAGCAGUUUGGUUUGUGGGUGGCCUUACUGCGUUCCAUUUAUACCUCAUCAGUACAAAUCAGACUACAUACGAGAACUUCAGAUAUAGGUACGACAGGAGAGCAAAUCCCUACAACAAAGGAUUCAUACAGAAUUUUGGAGAGAUAUUCUGCACCAGAAUCCCCGCAUCGAAAAACCAGUUUAGGGCAUCUGUCCCAAAAGAACCAGGGAUCGGAGAACGGUCGGUUGGUGGCGGUUUCGUGAGUCCAAACAUGGGGAAGGCGGCGGAGGACAUUGAAAUGGGAAGAAAGGCGGUUUGGGGUGAUGGUGGGGCGGCGCUAGACCAUCGUGAAGGACAAUUGAGUGACAAUGAAGGUCUGAACAAAGAGAUUGGAAUAGGUGAAAUGUCCCCUGAAAUUAGAACAGCAGUCGGUGAAGAUGACCGUGCUAAUAUAUUGCACGCUAGGCGGUCUAGUUGGGGUAGGAAAAGCGGGAGUUGGGAGAUGUCACCGGAAGUUCUGGCUUUAGCUUCGAGAGUGGGCGGCGGUGGCGGUAGUAGUAGUGGUGCAAGCUCACGGCCUGCAGAACUCAAGUUGUGAUAGACUGAUCUAAAUCAUCUUAUAGAUCGUGGUAGAUAGGAGUUGGUGAUUGAUGUUUGGGUUGAUUUUGUGUCGGUUGGACUGUUGCGGUGUGGUUUUGUAAGACGGUCCUUUUCCUUCGUUGCCGGAUCAUUUGUAAAAUUAGUUGGUUUUGUUCGGUUUUUCUGUCUCUCACUGUUUAUGCAAGAUCUGAAUUCCUAUGUUGGGACAGAGAUCAUCUAAUGUUGUUUACUUAUGUUAUUUUUAUAAGUUUACUUGAAUGAUGUUGUUUGGUUGCCUUUGUAGUUUGUACAUUAUUUGUUCUGAAUUUGCAAAGUUGCAUGUUAUAAGUAA
Helianthus annuus (common sunflower) is the source of this 2042-nucleotide messenger RNA. Its product is annotated as probable protein S-acyltransferase 7. The coding region runs from base 384 to 1709 and encodes 441 amino acids. The transcript is spliced from 5 exons. Gene Ontology annotation, molecular function: protein-cysteine S-palmitoyltransferase activity. NCBI's taxonomy places the organism in Eukaryota, Viridiplantae, Streptophyta, Magnoliopsida, Asterales, Asteraceae. Gene Ontology annotation, biological process: peptidyl-L-cysteine S-palmitoylation; protein targeting to membrane. Gene Ontology annotation, cellular component: endoplasmic reticulum; Golgi apparatus. The record is from RefSeq and is a predicted model, not a curated record.